Messenger RNA from Bicyclus anynana (squinting bush brown), 1838 nucleotides. Its product is annotated as protein tyrosine phosphatase domain-containing protein 1. The coding region runs from base 23 to 1837 and encodes 604 amino acids. The record is from RefSeq and is a predicted model, not a curated record. The transcript is spliced from 12 exons. Gene Ontology annotation, molecular function: protein tyrosine/serine/threonine phosphatase activity; protein tyrosine phosphatase activity. Gene Ontology annotation, biological process: protein dephosphorylation; cilium assembly. Lineage: Eukaryota; Metazoa; Arthropoda; Insecta; Lepidoptera; Nymphalidae.
AACGGUAGACAAUAAACAUAAAAUGAACGGUACUACACAAAGUGAUACCUCGGAUGAUGUGGACGCUGAAAGAUGUCCGUUUUGGAAGAGGCUGUGGUGCGCGCGCGCCGCCCGCGCCUGCAGGCGACGGUUUGGCAGAGUGGCGCCGGAGACUGGAUGCAACGGAAGAACUAAGAGUCGCGAGUCACGUCGCCGCGUCAACCGGCCGCCAACAGCGCUGUACAACUCACUCAGCGAGAGGAUCCGAGUCAGCACACCAGCGGCUUUGCAGUGCGCUCUGUUCUGUGGGGGAUCACGCUGCCAGUACGAGCUGCCGAGACAGAGCAACUCUGCUGUACAAGGACUCUACUCUGAUUGGGUCACAGAUGACAUCCUGGCGAUGGCGCGCCCCAGCACCGCUGGCAUAGCUGCCAGGAAUAUUAUACAGCAAUUUCACAGUUGGGGCAUCAGAACUGUGAUCAACCUACAGACCCCUGGCGAGCACGCCAGCUGUGGCCCAGCGCUCACCAAGUCCGGCUUCACCUACGAUCCCAACAUCUUCAUGACCAAUGACAUAUAUUACUACAACUUCGCAUGGCCCGACUACGGGGAAGCAAGCUUGAGUGGUCUCCUGGAUAUGUCAAAGGUGCUGUCUUUUGCGCUCCAAGAAGGAAGAGUCGCCAUACAUUGUCAUGCAGGCCUCGGACGCACGGGGGUCCUCAUAGCCUGCUACCUGGUGUACUCACUGAGGAUUCGCGCCAACGACGCCAUCCGGCUGGUGCGCAAGAAACGCCCCCACUCAGUGCAGAUGAGCGGACAGAUCCUCUGCGUGCAGCAGUUCGAGCACUACCUCCUGCCUCAGACCAUUGUCUUUAGCUCCAAAGAUCCAGUAAUGUUAGCGAAGAAUCGAAAGAGCUCUGAAUUCACUCUGCGUCAAUAUUUAUACCGCCAGCGAGCGACUCUGCAUGGAACGGAGGAGAGAGCUUUUAGGGAAUUGCCAAAGAUAGUGUAUUGUAUAUGCGAACGUCUACUCAAGCUGUGUGGCUGUCACCAGAGCAGCGGCUUAGACUUGCGAGUCAGGAACAGACCCUUCUACAAAUCCUUCUUGACUUACAAGCUGAAGCAGCAGCGUCUGCCUGAAGUGCGCACGCCGGAGGAGGUCGUAGCCACACAAGUUCCAACACUGCCAAUGGUGGAGUGGCGGGACCCGAUAGAAGAGGAUAUCGAGCAAAACCUGGAGUCAGUCAGUAGCCUAACUGGCAGCGUGACGGGCGGGAACAUGCCAGCUGUCAUUGUAUACGAGGCUUUUAUUAUAGAUCAUCAGAGUCUUCCUGAAGAGAAACUAAAUUACCUGAGACAACUUCGCACCGACAUCAACCAGAGAAGAGAUGCUAUGGCCAGAAUCGAGGAAGAGGAAGAUCCAGUAGUAUUGACCGGUCUACUAUUUGACUGGUUAGAAGGUCUGAAGCAGCCAGUUCUGGACAAAGAAGACCUAUCCACCAUCGUCGGUAGAUCUAAGCACGUGGACAUGUGCAUUUUAGCUUUACAAAUGGAGGACGUUAUACUUAUAGAAUAUCUUCUGCGCUUCGUAAUAAGGCUGAGACCGCUCGCGGCGCAAAAGAAAAUCGACAUCAUCAAACGACUUGUCGCGUCGUUAAUCCAACAAUGCGUCGUCAUAAAUGGGAAAUCUUUCCCAAAUAAAGAUUUACCAAAACUCAGGGACGGAACCUGCUUGCAGGUCACAAAUUUCAUGUUGCGUAUGGUGGUAGAAAUACAGAAGGACAUGUCGAAGCCUGGCAGGGAUGAUAUGGACGUGGUGGUCCCAUCGCGGAGGUUGAGAAUAAAAGCGUGGAAAUAAC